GCGUGUGGACUGUCCAGCUUCUUUGCGUCUUGCGCCGUCCGCUCCGGUGGCUUCGUUUUCGUGGCCAUCCAGGAAAAGUGGCAAACGAGCCGGAGGGACGCAGCAUGGCCAGUACUCAUGAUGGCCGCAGGGAUCCAGGCUUCCGGGGUGCUCUCGGGACCACUGGCGCAGCGCUUCACCGUGAGGCCGGUGGCCAUUGCGGGAAGCAUCAUGGCUUCAGUUGGUCUCAUCCUUUCAUCCUUCGCAACCAGCACAGCCGUACUCACCGUGACGCUUGGUGCCAUACACGGGAUUGGUGCUGGCAUGGUCAUAAUGAGUCAGCCAAUGUGUCUGGUGCAGCACUUCAUUAUACACAAGGGCCUCGCUACGGGCCUGAACUUCGCUGGAGCGUCCUUGGCGUUCUUCGUUUUCCCCAUGCUCAUGGAGGUUCUUACAGAGAUGUAUGGCUUCGGAAGCGCCAUUUUUUUAUUCGGAGCCAUCUCGCUAAACGCCACAGCUUUUACCCUGUUCGUCCGCCAGCCAGAUUGGCUGCGGCCAUGCACACUUGUCACCAACAGUGACAAGAGCAGCCACCAUUGUGAUGGUGGCAGGGCCAGUGUUACAGCUACACCGAGUGGUUCGAAAACAUGCGAAACCAAUAUGCGUCCCGGCAAUGCGCCAAAAACCUACGACACAGCAAAGGAAGGCCAGAAAAUUGCCUCUACUGAUGAUGAGCCUAAACAGAACAGCAAUCUUCAAAGGUGUGAAACCACCCAAACAACAUUGAUUGCACCUGAUGAGCCCAUGACCAUAAAGUUCAUGUCCAGGCGAGCGUCCAUGAGUGGUCUCUUCGGUUCAGUUGCGAACGCAGUGGAAAUGAUCAAAAACUUCAAGAAGCGUCCUGAACCUGGUUCACUACGCCACAGUCUGACUGUCGUAAAGGAGCCAAUCUUCUACUUGAUCUUGUACACGUUCUUGUGCUACAGUUUCACGUUCGACUGCUACAGUUCUCUGCUCGUAGACUUUGCCGUCGGCAAAGGUAUUGCCGUGCGAAGCGCUGUCACCAUGACAUCGAUCACUGCCUUGGUAGACCUUGCUGCUCGCCUUCUGCUUCCCAGCAUAGCCGAUAGAGACAUACUAUCGAGAGUCUGUAUGUUGGUUUUCGUUAAGCUUACCAUCACUAUCGUUAUGUUUUUGCUCCCUCACGUGAGUUCGUACGGCACCAUCUUCGCUCUCGCCAGCUGUAUUGGACUGUACGUAGGAUGUGUGGUUGUGAUGUGCUCGGUGCUGAUAGCAGAAUUCCUGGGCGUCGAUCGCGUGCCGCUUACCUAUGGCCUUGUCACGGGAGUGACAGGGCUGACUGCAUUUGCCAAACCACCACUCAUAGGGUACUUCCGAGAUCGAAUGGGCUCUUACGAUGCCGUCUUCCAGUUGUGUGGGUUGCUGCAAUUGAUUUGCUUUCUGCUGUGGCUCAGCGUCUGCGUGGCUGAAAGGUUCUCCAAGCGGCGCAAAUGGUCUCCCAAGGACGAGCUGAACAGGGCUGCGAUGCAUGUGUGCAAGUUCGUCUAUUUACCCGGUGCUGGCUUUGCAGUGUGCAGUGGCUGUCCCUGUGACCAGAGAGAUGACGAAAAAGUUCGCAAACCGAGUACGGUAACGACUCUGUGCGAGAGAAGCUGCAGUGUAGCAGGCCUUUCCUAG
Molecule: messenger RNA, 1677 nt
Organism: Dermacentor andersoni
Lineage: Eukaryota; Metazoa; Arthropoda; Arachnida; Ixodida; Ixodidae
Product: monocarboxylate transporter 9-like
Biological process (GO): transmembrane transport
Molecular function (GO): monocarboxylic acid transmembrane transporter activity
Source: RefSeq, a predicted model, not a curated record